Molecule: messenger RNA, 400 nt
Organism: Mustela erminea (ermine)
Lineage: Eukaryota; Metazoa; Chordata; Mammalia; Carnivora; Mustelidae
Product: protein kish-A-like
Exons: 1
Coding region: 44-262 (72 amino acids)
Biological process (GO): intracellular transport; protein secretion
Source: RefSeq, a predicted model, not a curated record
GGGCCCGGAAGGGUGAUGUGGCUGGGGCUUCGCCGGCCUCACUAUGUCUGCCAUUUUCAAUUUUCAGAGUCUGUUGACAGUAAUCUUGCUGCUUAUAUGUACCUGUGCUUACAUCCGAUCCUUGGCACCCAGCCUCCUGGACAGAAAUAAAACUGGAUUGUUGGGUAUAUUUUGGAAAUGCGCCAGAAUUGGUGAACGGAAGAGUCCUUACAUUGCAGUAUGCUGUAUAGUGAUGGCCUUCAGCAUUCUCUUCAUACAGUAGCUUGGAAGAAUAUCAGAAUUUAAUUGCCAUCAGAUUUCAGUAUGGGAAAGGACUUAUUUACAGAAAAUAAUGGAAUGAAUGGUUAACCCUUUUAUCUCUGAACAUUGAAUGAGAUAAAUUUCCAGCUGCUGUUCUCUA